GGUUCAUCAUGACACAUGCAUGAGACACUUGAGAGGAGCAAAGCAUCAGUCAGCGUCCAGCCCAAGCAAACUGAACAUCACUUAUGUGGAGAGUACAUUAUUCAUGUCCGGAUUUUACCUGGAAGUCAUAACGAAGUAAUAAAGUCUUUCAGUUUGGAAUAAAAUUAUGGGAAUUCAGUUAGUUGGCUUGAAUCGUAAUAUCCAAUCAGACUGUGUGCUUUCUCACAAUUUUAACAUCAUGUGACAUGUGGACUGUCCAAUGGAGACCACUACAACACUUAUCAAGAUAAACAGCCGACUCGAGAGAAUUCUUGAGCAUCUUGAACCCAACGUAACAACCGUGUUAAACGUGUCCGCCCCCUUCCAUCAUCACAUGAAUAAUGCCGUGUUGGGGGUUCUCCUUGGCACACUGUCCCUUCUGACGGUUAUCAUGAACCUGCUGGUACUUUUUGCCGUCAGAAAAGAAAGAACAUUGCACACAGUUGGGAACCUUUACAUAGUUAGCCUCUCGAUAGCUGACCUGAUCGUUGGAGCCACAGUCAUGCCCUUGAAUCUAGUGUACCUGCUAGAGGAUGAAUGGAAAUUGGGUCGGCUUGUUUGCCAAUUCUGGCUGGUAAUGGAUUACGUUGCGAGCACGGCUUCUAUUUUCAGUUUGUUCAUCCUAUGCCUGGACAGGUACCGCUCUGUCCGACACCCCUUACAGUAUUUAAAAUACCGGACACGAGGAAGAGCUACAUUGUUGAUUUGUAGCGCAUGGCUUCUCUCCAUGACAUGGACAGUUCCCAUUCUUGGGUGGCGGAUGUUUGCACAAGUUGACAGGAAGCCAGAGCUGGAGAACAAGUGUGACACAGACUUCCGCUUUGUGACGUGGUUCAAGGUUCUGACUGCCAUCCUUAACUUCUACAUCCCAUCUUUCCUGAUGCUUCUGUUCUACUCGCAGAUCUUCAUUGCUGUGCGGGAACAUUACAGAGAGUGGGAGAACUUCGCUGGUCCGAUGGUGAAAACGGAAGCAGAUGAUACAUUACAAAACGGAAUGCCGUUGCAAAUAACCAAAGUGUCUGAGAAAGAUAGUUUGGGUUCACAUGCAUAUUCUCCAAAAGAGGGUCUGUUGGAUCAGUACAGUUUGGAACAGCCUUACAAUUUAAGGGACAAUCUGGAGGAAAACACAGAUUCCUUGUCUGAAGUGAAGAAGAAAAGUUGUUACAAAAAGAAACCGAUAUUCGGUCUUUCAAAACGCAUGAGAAAGAGCAUGCAAGAGUCCAAGGAAAUUUCCUCUUUGAGCGAUGAUGGAGAAACUAUUGCUGGAGCUCCCGUCAGGCAGCCAUCUUUAUCUCUGGGCUUUCUCCAGUCGGAUAAUAACACUCAGCCCAAAACCUUCGUGAAUGUGAAUGACUGCAAUGUGUUAGUGCCGAAUUCUGUCGGUAACAUUUGUGAGAUUGCACCCGCAGUGGAUAUUCACAAUUACACAGCUGUUUUCUGCAAUCACGAUACGCCGCCUUCACCACCAUCACCGUGGGCAGAAAACAGUCCUCAACUAGACACUACCAAUUCAAUGCCUGUAAAACAAAUAUGGCAGAAGCUCUGUGAACAAUCAAAACAGAGCGUCCACAGCAUGCGCAUACGUAAGGAGAGGAAAGCCGCCAGGCAACUCGGCUGUAUCAUCGGUGUCUUUAUGGUGUGCUGGAUCCCGUAUUUUAUCACCUUUAUGGUGAUGGCUUUGUGUGAAACUUGUGUCCAUCAUGACCUUCACAUGUUCACUAUUUGGCUUGGGUACAUCAACUCCACUCUGAAUCCUUUCAUAUACCCACUGUGCAAUGAAAACUUCAAAAGAGUGUUCAAGAAGAUUUUUCGUAUUAAUAGAUGAAAUUUACAGUUUUAACACGGCUUUAUAAAAACUGUUAGCUUGCCUGUUCCAUCUGUGAUUUUGAAUCGUGUUUCUCGUGACAUUGUGUAAAGUUUCUACAUUGGUAGCAAGUAAUCACCAAGAUGUGCAUCUGUCAGAUCUUGUAUGUAUAAAGUAAUGUUAUUAUUUAUAAUUUUUAUUAUUAUUUGCAAUCUGCAUCAGAUUAUUAUUCAUCAUAUAGUUGUUUCAUCAUUUUAAGGUCAAAUUCACAUUUAACCAAGAGUGUAUUCAAACUAACGAUGAAAUUUAAAGGUGCCGUAGAAUGUAAAACUGUAUUUAUCUAGGCAUAGAUGAAUAAUAAGAGUUCUCUACAUGGUACUGACAUAUCAUGAGCCUCAAACACGAUUGUUUCCUCCUUCUAAUGUAACCCUUGUUUAUGCAAAAGACAGCUGGAAAACAGACCAAUCUCAACAUAACACCAACUGUGACGUUACAGUCGAGAUGUUCGUCCCUACAUUAAAUUGCCGAAAUAAUGCAAUAUUUGUCAGCUAUGUCAAUGGUUGCGUGUUAAAGAUGCUGUCAUAGUUUGGAAUGCAAAUGUAGUCAGGGCUAUGAGAAAAUCGCUUUGUUACUUUCGUCCCGCGUUACUUUCACCCUGGUUUUCCCCUAUUCACAGUUCUACCCUACUGAAGGAGCUGCUUUGUGAAACAACCAAUCAGAGGAGAGCUCAACUGAUUAUUCAUGACCCUUUCAAAUAAGGUAAUAAUAGACCAUUUCAUUCUAAAGGCAUAUUCUGGGGUUGUAAAUGGACAUGUAAAACCGUCUCUAGAUAAUAGUUGCACUUAAUAAAGCCACAUACCUUCUAUCUAGAUCUAUUUAACAGAUUAUUUCAAUGCAUUCUUUGGCACCUUUAAGCACUUAAAAUGCUACUAUAAAAUGACUGCUUCAGCUUUUAGAUCCAAUUUUACCACACAAAGUAACAAGUACUGUAACUGCAGUAUUUAUCAUCCUCAUGUACAGUAUUUUUAUUUGCUACAGCUUUGGCCAUAAAUCCAUCAAGUAAAUCCAACUGAUUUUGGAUUUUCCACUGCUUUGACAUUAAUCAGGCCUAUGUUUUCAUAGCAUGUACUGUACACAUCUAAAAGCAAUUUCAUUCAAUUUGGUAGCCCAUUAUAUUAAAAGCUUGUAACUGGCACAUACAAGGACAGAUGAACAUAUUGGCAUGUUUUAAAUGGCAGACUAGUCUUUAUGUUAUUUUAUUUUAUGCAAAGGAAAAUGUUGUGUGUAUACAUUAAUAUACACAGUCUGGACAUUAUUUGUGAACAUGGGAAACCCAGAUCAUUUGCCACAGCUGCCAUAAAUGUAGUAUAAAAUCAGAGAACACUGUGUUAAAAACUGUACAGAUCAUAAAAUAAUUAAAUAGCAAACAGUGAUCAUUUAAAACAGGAAA
Molecule: messenger RNA, 3293 nt
Organism: Misgurnus anguillicaudatus (oriental weatherfish)
Lineage: Eukaryota; Metazoa; Chordata; Actinopteri; Cypriniformes; Cobitidae
Source: RefSeq, a predicted model, not a curated record